Messenger RNA from Cooperia oncophora, 495 nucleotides. The record is from the annotation of a GenBank genome assembly. Lineage: Eukaryota; Metazoa; Nematoda; Chromadorea; Rhabditida; Trichostrongylidae.
AUGGAAAAUUGGGCAGCCAUUGGUAAUGGACAAGGAAGGAUAACCAUUAAUCAGGCUUUUUCAGGACUCUACUAUUGGCGUUGGCCAUAUGCGAUUGUCUAUUUCUGGUUUUCGCCACACUUGACGUUUUACCAUCGAGCGAUUCCAUCGUUGGCGUUUUCGCCACAUUUCAACUAUAUCUACAUGCAUAUCUGUCUGUAUAUUCGCACGCUGGCUUCAACAUUCUACAAGAGUAGCGUUCUAAUUGUCGUCGCUUUCAACGUGGAACGAUACAUCUGCGUGCUUCACCCGUUUAGCUGUCAUCGUAUUUGUACCGGAAGGGCGUCACGCUUUGCUAUUGCCGCUUGCAUGGUCGUCUCUUUUCUGUGCUCACUGCAAUGGCCGUUAGCCUAUGAAGUUCGACAUUGCUAUGAACAUAUUAGUCAAAACUUCUAUUAUGUGGUCCUAAUGUCCGAUAAUGAGACCUUGAAGGCACCAGCUCGAUUGCUUGUUUGA